Molecule: messenger RNA, 1816 nt
Organism: Andrographis paniculata
Lineage: Eukaryota; Viridiplantae; Streptophyta; Magnoliopsida; Lamiales; Acanthaceae
Product: geranylgeranyl diphosphate reductase, chloroplastic
Exons: 1
Coding region: 236-1633 (465 amino acids)
Biological process (GO): chlorophyll biosynthetic process; photosynthesis
Cellular component (GO): chloroplast thylakoid membrane
Molecular function (GO): oxidoreductase activity, acting on the CH-CH group of donors, NAD or NADP as acceptor; FAD binding
Source: RefSeq, a predicted model, not a curated record
AUGAGAAAUGUACACUUUGGCUCUGAGAUCCCGGGACCUUCCGUAAAUUAGAAAAGUAACAAGGACAAUAUCUGCCUGCUUUAUCCUGAAUCAAUCUUCACCGUCCGAUCCCACCGAUCCUACGGCCGUCCCUUCCUCAAAUCUCAAAACCAUAUCCACCAGAAAUCACUGCACCCCAUAAACUUCACCGCCAGUUCUUCUCCACUGCCUCAACUGAUCGGAAAAUCUCACAACAAUGGCCGCCGUCGCCGUCAAAACCUUUGUCGGCCUCCGCCGGAUCUCGCCGGAGAACAACGACAUCCGCCUCCACAAGCCACCCGCCGGAUCUACACAACACCACCGGAAAUUCCGCGUAAUUGCCUCAAAAUCAAGCCCAAGAGUCGCCGGCCGGAACCUCAGAGUCGCGGUGGUCGGCGGAGGACCUGCAGGCGGCGCCGCCGCGGAGACGCUCGCGAAAGGAGGAAUCGAAACGUACCUAAUCGAAAGAAAGAUGGACAACUGCAAACCCUGCGGCGGAGCUAUUCCUCUCUGUAUGGUCGGCGAAUUCGACCUCCCGCUCGACAUCAUCGACCGGCGAGUCACCAAAAUGAAGAUGAUCUCGCCGUCGAACGUCGCCGUCGACAUCGGACAGACGCUUAAGCCGCACGAGUACAUCGGAAUGGUCCGCCGGGAAAUCCUUGACUCCUACCUCCGCGACCGCGCCGCCGCCGCCGGCGCAAACCUAAUCAACGGACUGUUCCUGAAAAUGGAAAUCCCCAACUCCAAAACGACGCCGUAUCUGUUAACAUACACAGACUACAACGCCAAGGCCAGCGCCGCCGGCGAGAAGAAAACUCUGGAAGUCGACGCCGUAAUCGGCGCCGACGGCGCCAACUCGCGCGUCGCCAAAGGCAUAAACGCCGGCGACUACGAGUACGCCAUAGCUUUCCAGGAGCGCGUUAGAAUCUCCGACGAGAAAAUGAAGUACUACGAAAACCUAGCAGAAAUGUACGUCGGAGACGACGUCUCCCCCGACUUCUACGGCUGGGUAUUCCCCAAAUCCGACCACGUCGCCGUCGGCACCGGCACCGUCACACACAAAAACGACAUUAAAAAGCUCCAAAUCGCGACGAGACUCCGGGCGCGCGACAAAAUCGCCGGCGGCAGAAUCAUCCGCGUGGAAGCGCAUCCAAUCCCGGAGCAUCCUCGGCCGCGGCGCGUGCUCGACAGAGUAGCUCUGGUCGGCGACGCGGCGGGGUACGUAACGAAGUGCUCCGGCGAGGGGAUCUACUUCGCGGCGAAGAGCGGGCGGAUGUGCGCGGAGGCGAUCGUGGAAGGAUCGGAGAACGGAAAGAGGAUGGUGGAGGAGAGCGAUCUGAGAUCGUACCUAGAGAAAUGGGACAGGACGUAUUGGCCGACGUACAAGGUGCUGGACAUUCUGCAGAAGGUGUUCUACAGGUCGAAUCCGGCGAGGGAGGCGUUCGUGGAGAUGUGCGCCGACGAGUACGUGCAGAAGAUGACGUUCGACAGCUAUUUGUACAAGAGAGUGGUGCCGGGGAAUCCAUUGGAGGAUCUGAAGCUGGCGGUGAACACCAUCGGAAGUUUGAUUAGGGCAAAUGCUCUGAGGAAGGAGAUGGAGAAGAUAACUGUAUAAGAAGACUAAAGGGGCGACUACGCUGCACCGCGGUGCACUGCGCCGCCGUGUCGUUUCGUACGCUGCUGCUGCUGGCGCUGCCGCUGCCUUUUCUUUUCUUUUCCUUUUUUUUUUUUUUUUUUUAAACUAAUGUAAGGUAAACGAUAUUUAUUCGCUUAUAAAUUAUUAUUAUUUUUUUUUUAA